Molecule: messenger RNA, 1089 nt
Organism: Hyposmocoma kahamanoa
Lineage: Eukaryota; Metazoa; Arthropoda; Insecta; Lepidoptera; Cosmopterigidae
Exons: 7
Coding region: 1-846 (281 amino acids)
Cellular component (GO): membrane
Molecular function (GO): phosphatidylinositol bisphosphate binding
Source: RefSeq, a predicted model, not a curated record
AUGUCAAAGCCAGUAACAGUGAAGCCUUUUCCGGUGGAGGAGGAGUAUAAAAAGAAAAACGGCAUUACACCAGAGGACAUAAGCGUGCUUCGGCAGUGGCUUGACACUCAGCCACACUUACCUGGGGAAUUACUUGGUGAUUUGGACCUGAUCCUGACGUACCACUGUUGCGACCGCAGCUUCGAGGUAACCAAGCAAGUGCUCGAUUUACAUUUCACACUCAGGACUCUCUUCGCGAUCACCAAGAACCGCGUAGUCGAUGAGAAGCUUAUCAGAUGUUUACAUAUUUAUCUGACGAUUCCUCUGGAGAUUCGUUCUCACACUGGCUCAGCCAUUUUCUACGCCAGACUUAUCGACUACGACAUUAAGAAGUUUGUGUUUCAAGAUGGAGUCAGUGUUCGUAAUUGCGAGAAUGAAAAAUACCUACCUGCACCACCAAAUGAUGUUUAUGUUUGUUCUAUUUUCUUUGUUCAGGAAGCAAUGUUGGUGAAGCUGAAAGCAUUGCAUUUUAUGAACGCGCCCUCUUUCAUGGAUAGGCUACUGAUGAUCAUCAAGCCGUUUAUGAAGAAGUCGCUCAUUGACAUGCUCGUCAUCCAUCAGAUUGGUUCGAAGACGAUUGAAAAAUAUUUGUCGAUGGAUGGUCUUCCCAAAGAAUGCGGAGGAAAAUUCAAGAGCUUGAAUGAAGCCAGAGACGACUUGAUAGAGCGUUUCAAAUUAAAUGCUAACUAUUUCAUAGAAGAAAACAAAAGACGGGUGGUUGAAUCGAAGAGACCCGGCAAGCCGAAGACCAUCUCCGACAUCUUCGGCAGUGUUGAGGGCACGUUUAAGAAACUUGAAAUUGAUUGAGAGCAAAUGUAAUAGCAUAAAGAAAGGAUAAUGGGAAGGAGUAACUAAAGUUUAUCAAUGAGUUACGUAUUUAGUUUAGUGUAAAAUUCUGCCUGGUUUACAAGGACACACGGAAAGAAAAACAGAUACAAAACAUCAAAUUAAAGAUAUUUACGUAACAAAUAGUGUGCUGCAGCACACCCAAUAGAUUUACCUAAAAGCAAACUCUAAACAGAUUUAUACAGUGUGAUAUUUAACUGGGAC